This is a messenger RNA of Chroicocephalus ridibundus (black-headed gull), 3089 nucleotides long. It is a transcript of the gene DHRS9, whose product is annotated as dehydrogenase/reductase 9. Gene Ontology annotation, molecular function: all-trans-retinol dehydrogenase (NAD+) activity. The transcript is spliced from 6 exons. Lineage: Eukaryota; Metazoa; Chordata; Aves; Charadriiformes; Laridae. Gene Ontology annotation, biological process: steroid metabolic process; retinol metabolic process. The record is from RefSeq and is a predicted model, not a curated record. Bases 453 to 1421 code for a protein of 322 amino acids. Gene Ontology annotation, cellular component: intracellular membrane-bounded organelle.
UUGCCAGAGAAAUUCUUCACAGCAACUUACACGAGGCAUUUUUUUCUUCAUAAAAAGAACACCACAGAAAGUCAUAGAUACCACUGGGUGGUGAGUAAAGGCAAAGGAAAUCCCCUUCAACUACAGAAAAAUCAUCUGCAGAUGUGACUACUAUUAUACAGGCACGACUGAGAACAGGGAGCCACCUAGAGUCAGCAUAUUCACCUCGCAGCUGCAUUCAGCCUGUAAAGAGGAACCACUGAGAAAAGGAGCAAGCCUUAAACUCCGUCAGGGAUAAAUGCUUACCCAGGAUAAGAAGGUUUCUCCGUCUACUUGGGUCCCUCUCUAAAGGCUAUCACAAUUUCUUCACCUAAAUAGUACGAAGGUGAAAGUAAGGUGAACUCUAAAUAAAAGCAACUCACAGCUCUCUUUUGGUACAGUAAGGAGAAAGUGUCCAGAAGUCUUCAAUAAAAAUGCUUUUCUACAUAUUACUCUUUCUUGGCAUCGUCUCUCUGUGGUGGCAUUGGAGGGCAAGAGACAGGAUGAAGGUUACAAAUCUCACUGGAAAAUAUAUAUUCAUCACUGGAUGUGACACAGGAUUUGGAAAUAUGGCAGCAAAGAUUUUUGAUAAAAAGGGAUUCCGUGUUUUUGCCAGCUGUCUGACUGAAACAGGAGCCAAAGAGUUAAAAGCUGUGACCUCGAAGCAGCUUCAGACAGUGCUGCUAGAUGUGAGAGAUUCAGACAGUGUUAAGAAAGUGGCCGCAUGGGUGGAAUCUGAAGUUCAGUCAGAAGGUCUCUGGGGACUUGUCAAUAAUGCUGGGAUUCUGGGCCCAACAGCUCCUACAGACUGGUUGGAUAUUGAGCACUUUAGAGAACCAAUUGAAGUUAAUUUAAUUGGACUCAUAAAUGUUACAAUAAAUAUGCUUCCCUUGAUAAAAAAAGCAAAGGGAAGGAUAGUAAAUGUAUCCAGUGUUGGAGGUCGCCUAGCAUUCAGUGGCGGAGGCUAUGUUCCUUCAAAGUUUGGGGUAGAAGGAUUUAAUGACAGCUUAAGGAGAGAUAUGAAAGCUUUUGGAGUUAAGGUUUGUUGCAUUCAACCCGGACUGUUCAAAACAGCAUUGACCGAUCCAGCACAGGUUCUGAAAGAGAAGGAGGUUAUUUGGAAAAAGCUCCCCCCUGAUAUUAAAAAACAGUAUGGAGAGGAGUAUUUUCAGAAAGAUGCAGCAAAGAAAGAAAAACUGUCCAAGAUCUGCCUUAACAAGGACCUUUCACCAGUUAUUCAGUGCAUGGAGCAUGCCCUAACAAGCCUCCAUCCACAUGCCCAUUACGUUGUUGGGCAGGAUGCUCAGUUCUUUUGGAAUCCCCUCGCAAGAAUGCCAGCAGUUAUACAAGACUUCCUACUGCUGCGGAACAAAGUAGAGCUCGCAGCUUCCAAUGCAAAGUAAAUAUUUGCCAAUAUAUCCCCUAUCACAGACAAGGCUGAUUCUGUAAGAUCUGUCCUUUAUAUCAGCAUAAUACAAAACAUACAUGAAAUACACCUGCAUUCCCUGUAAAUGUAAGAAAUAUAUCUAUUUCUCCAAUAUCUGCUACUAUUAAAAAAAACUACAUUAUUUCAUUUUUAAAGUGUAAACAAGAAAGAACAAAGGAACUAUUAAACUUUCAGAAAUGACUAAUUUUUCAGUUCUUCCACCUUUAAGGUUUUCAGUUUGAGAACACUUGAAGGUUCCAGUUCUUCACAAAGAUCCAUAAGACAAAAAUAUCCCAGGAAAACAGGGGAUGUGGCUUUAAGUCUCUACAGCAGGAAGAGUUUGGUCAUCUUGGGCAGAGAAGGGAAUGGAAACAGGGCCUUCCUCUGGGAGAAGUGAACUCGUGUAGGAAGGAGGAGAGAAAAUCCUCUUCCUGACGCUGCUUUCUUUAGCAGUCACUCCUAUUCAGUUUUGAGGCCGAGGAAAUUGUGAUUGCCUUUCCUUGGUACAGUCCUAACUGGAGAGAGAGCAAAAUAAAGUGCCCAAGUCGUUGAGCUGGUUGGGAAUCACACCCCUUUCCACUCACAGGACUUUGCAAGGGUUAGGUGAGGCGUUUUCCUGGUCAGCAUCCUAAAUCCUGAGGAUCUUUAAAGCCCAGCUCUACCACUCUCUUGUAAAGGAUCCACAGCUAGCUACAAAUGUAGGCUGUGGAUCCAAUUACAUGGGCCCAAUACCUGCACUUAAGGUAGUAAAGAGCUAAGGUGGUUUUUUUUUAAUUAAAAAAAAUAAAUCUGAGCUCGCAAGGCUUCAAGUCUGGGAGCUAUUUCUUGGCACAAAAAUAAUAGGCCUGUGUUUUUUGAGAUGCUGAGUAAUUCCUGUGGAGAGGUGCUGCUCUUGUUCAGUUCCUGACACAAGUGCCUGUUAAGACCCGGCUCCACUGGAAUUAAUCAUGGCAAAGUGCUUGAGAACUGCAGAGACCCCACGUCGAGUCUGUAACUACACAUUGCUGAGGAAGCUGCUUCCCACUGCCAUGGAAACUGCUCAGCGGUGAAACAAAUGCUUUCCUCAUGCUGGUGAAUUUGCUGUGACAUGGUCAGGCUAAAGAGCAAGUUACCUGGUGGCUAUCCACAUAGUGCUGGUUUUCAAUUUAGUUUCUUUGGAACAUGCAAAACAUCAGUUCUACUUUUCUCAGUGCAGCUUAUGCUUAGGCUUUAGAGGGGUCAUUUAAUUUAUGUCUCAGCUAUCUAAAAAAGUUAUUCCUUCUAGAGCAGGUUUGAGGUGAAUACCUCUCAACUGUUUACUCUUCCUAAGGUAUUGAUGGCAUUGCUAUAGUAGAUUUUAUUUUAAAACCAACUUUGCAUCAAUAAAAGUGACAGAAGAACAAGUUUUCUUUAUUUAGGAUUUAAUCUGAAGGCUGUUGUGUGGCUGUCGGGUGAGCUAGUAGCUUCCCUGUCACAAUCUGCCUGAGCUGUUAGCUCUCCAGGCAAGACAUCAGUCCACCCCAGUCAGUGAACUUCUUGGCUCCUGCAGAGCAGGCGACGUCGGGCCAUAGGGAUGUGACCUCUGAUCUUAGCAGGUAGCCCUGGUGUCACUUCACACAGAGCCUUUCCAGAAGCUAAAGCUGCUUUUUUUUUCCCCUCACCAAGA